Messenger RNA from Drosophila persimilis, 2261 nucleotides. It is a transcript of the gene MFS14, whose product is annotated as putative inorganic phosphate cotransporter. Lineage: Eukaryota; Metazoa; Arthropoda; Insecta; Diptera; Drosophilidae. Gene Ontology annotation, cellular component: plasma membrane. The transcript is spliced from 4 exons. The coding region runs from base 297 to 1799 and encodes 500 amino acids. Gene Ontology annotation, molecular function: transmembrane transporter activity. The record is from RefSeq and is a predicted model, not a curated record. Gene Ontology annotation, biological process: monoatomic anion transport; transmembrane transport.
GCACCGUUCGCCAGAACGUUCAAAAGAUACCUACCUCCUCCUAGGGAUCCAACGCGUGCUCAGUUAUAUACAGUCGUGGAAACAGCUCCGAAAGAGAGAGUAUACUCGCGUCUAAAUAAAAUUCAAAUAAAAUAAGCACACAUGUGUAUUCCAACUUCAUGACGGAACCGGAACACGUUGUGUGACAUAUACAAAAAAAAAAACAAAAGAAUACUACAAAAAUUCCAGUGAGAACGUUCCAAUUGAGGUUUCAUUUUUUUGAAAAAUACUAGUAUUUCUCAACCCGCGUCGCACACAUGACCACCGCUCUGACAAUGGUGAAAACAGGAGGUAAAUACGCCAACGAGAAAUUCUUCGGCGUGAGGCAUGUUCAAUGCAUCCUCUGCUUCUUCUGCCUGGCGAUGUGCUACGCAUGGCGGGUGAACCUCAGCGUGGCUCUGGUGGCCAUGACCGAGCCGCAGUCUAGGAAUGCCACUGAGAAUGAAACUGCCACCGCAACGCCAGACGACGAUAGCGACGAUUUUGACCUAUUCGAUGCUGAGUACUAUCAGUUCACCGAAAGCCAGAAGUCGUACAUGCUUAGCAGCUUCUUCUGGGGCUACAUCGUGACCCAGGUGCCUGGCGGUUACAUUGCCCAGCGGUAUGGGGCCAAGAUGCUGCUGCUCGCUGGUUUGGCAGCCGCCGGUAUCCUGACCAUCAUCUCACCGCUCUCCCUCAAACUCGGCGGCUGGACGGCUCUGUGUGCGGUUCGCUUCACGAUGGGUCUUACCCAGGGCGCAGUGCACCCGGCCACGCAUGCCCUGCUCUCCAAGUGGUCGCCGGCCAACGAACGUGGCAUGCUGGGAACCAUCUGCUAUUCGGGCGCACAAUUCGGAACGGUGGUGAUGCUGGCCACGAGUGGAUUCAUUGCCGACUCCUUCAUGGGAUGGCCGAGUAUCUUCUACUUGGGUGGAGCCUGCGGCUUCGUGUGGAUCGUCUUCUGGUACGUGUUCUCGUCCAGCACGCCGGAGGAGCACCGCUUCAUCUCGCCGGAGGAACUCAAGUUUAUCGAGGAGUCGCGCAGCGAUGGUAAGAUGCAGUCGGCCGAUAAUCUGGCGCCGACUCCCUGGAUACCCAUCUUCACCUCGAUGCCGUUCCUAUCGCUGCUGGUGGUGCACUGCACGCACAUGUUCGGCUUCUGGACGCUGCUCACCCAGAUCCCCAGCUACAUGAAGAACAUCUAUGGCAUUGACAUCAAGGAGAGCGCUCUACUCUCCUCCCUGCCCUACGCUGUGAUGCUGCUGCUCAGCUUCUUCUUCGUUUGGCUGUCCAAGGUGCUGCAGAGGAACAAGUCGUUGUCGCUGUCCUUCAACCGCAAGUUCUUCAACAGCAUCGGCCACUGGAUACCUAUGUGCUCACUCAUUGCCCUGGGCUACGUGCCGAAGGAGGAUAACCUACUGGCCGUGGUCCUGCUUACCCUCACCGUGGGCAUCAGCGCUGCCACCUACCUGGGUUUCCAGGUAAACCACAUCGAUCUGUCGCCCAACUAUGCCGGCACGCUGAUGGGCCUUACAAAUGGGGCGGCCAACAUAAUGAGUGGCAUCGCGCCUCUUGUUGUCGGUCAGAUCGUCCAAGAUCCGAAAAAUGUAAAUGACUGGCGUCUGGUGUUCUUCCUGGCCGCCGCCGCCUACUUCAUCGGCAACCUGCUCUUCGUGGUCUUUGGACGAACGGAGGUCCAGUGGUGGGACUCGCCAGAGCAGACGGUGGACGAUGUGGAGCAGGGAGUGCCACUGUCGCCGAAUGGCCAAGACAAGCGCUAAGUCUGGGUAACCACCACAUGAUAGGGGCAUGGCAUGAUAAAGUCAUAGCUGUUGUUUCAUAGUUUUUAGUCGUAGUCAAUUAGUUAGGAACAAGACCAUAAUGACGAUCGCGUGCUUCCAUUAGCGAUAUUAUACGAUAAUUGUUUAAUUCUAAGGCGGCGUAAAUUAUUGUUUGCAGUAUUUUUCCAUAAUGUACAUAAUCUAAAGCUAAAAUCCAAUUAAACUUGCAACACGAGAAAAAGUUCAGUGUAAAUAGCGAAGUAGCCCAGAACAUAGUUGUAUUUGCUGCUAAAAACAAACUCUAGUAAUUGUUAUGUUUAGUAUUUAAGCUAGGAAUAAACUUAAAACCAACUUGUGAUGCACGAAAAGUGAACUAAAAAGGCAAAAAAAAAUCAAUGAAGACAUUCAAAGCCAUUUAAUAAAACAGCUCAAGUCGAAGCUGAAAGUCAAAUCGUACCGAAA